AGUAUCGUAUUAGUCGACGGUAUGAUGAUCAGGCAGGACCGAUCGUCAUCGUUGGAGUGGAAGAAAAUUAGAGAAGAUUUUUUUUCUUAUUUUCCCGAGCGACAGCAGAAGAAAGAGAAUCGAAGGGAGUGGAAAAAGAGCUCGUCGAAUGGCGAGUUAUCGAUCGUUAUUAGGCUUUUAUUAGAAAGGAAGUAUCGGCGAUGGCAAAGGGGACAUCCGCACGGGGGGUCGUGUUAACUUAAGUGAAAAUAUCGCCAAGAGGUCCGAUCAGGGGCUGACCACCCCGUUCGCCUUAAUUCCCUGUCACCACGAUCUGUCGGGGAGUCUGAUCGCGCUGCUCUUGGGAACAAGAUGUUCCCGUCCACGCCUCCGUUCCACGAGAUUUUUAUUAUUCCUCGGGAAACUUGAUGAACUCUCGAAAAAAAAAAAUUGUUUGUCGACGAUACAACGUGGUGGAUAAUAGUGCGGUGGAAGAAGAAUGGAAGAGAGGGAUAACGUUUCUCGUUUUCGAUAUCGUUUGUUCGAAUUAUUGGUGGUCGCGGACUGUUUUUGGAAAUUGAAAUCAAAGUGUCGGCAAGCGUUGCUCGUCGAACGUUUGAAGGAGUUGUGCUCUGGUUGGAGAAUUAUCGAGCGAUCGGUUGCUCGGAAUGCGGAACGCGUCCUACAAAUUCCAACUUCCGAAGCUUGAUAACGGGACGACCGGAAGGGGUUCAGUGGCAAGCCCGGAUGCCGGUAUAUCGCCUGGCUAAUGAUAUCCUACCGGCAAUCAGGAGUUGGAGCUGAAAAUGAUCGCGUGAAUAUCGUUUAUCAUUCGAUCCUCGCUGCUCUUUCUUUUUUCCCCCCUAUUAUUACGUCUAUUUGAUACGUCUAUUGUUGUUAUACGUACAUUUUUACGUAAUUUUUUAUACACAUAUAUAUAUCGAAUAUACUCGAUGAAGUUGAAAAAAGUUGAAACUUUUCUUUACGAAACGCCAAGGGAAGAGAGGAGACUCGUUUAGUCGAUAUAACUUUUUUGAUAGAUGAAAGGUGAUCGAUAUUUAAGAAUCAAAGUCGAUAAUAAAUAUAAAAGAAGAGAAGAAGAAGAAGAAAGAUAAGUAAAAAAGAUGGAGUCUCGAGAGAAGUCAACGGAAUGGGCUCUCCUUUUUCCACUGAAGGCGGGUCUGUUCGCGAUGAAGUCCUCCCUGUCGUCGAGGAGCGUGAACCGGGAGAAAGAGCGGGUUGCGAAGAAGAACGAAUUAUUGAAGCCGAGGAUACGUCGUGGUUCCUCGUUGUCGGAUCUGGACAAGCUCCAAAAUAAACCUCAGGAUGUGGUCAGAUCGACGGAGAAAUGCUCCGAGUCUCUUCCACACUCGCCCGCAUUGUCGAGAACGAAUCUUCAGUCGGGGAAUCUGUACGUGAGGGGAAGCAUAGGGGAUCUGAUGAACAUGAAGAAGUACGGGGCGUCCACGUGGAGCGUGAGAAGCGAAAGUUUGAUCGCGAGGGUGGUGCCCCUGAGCACGGUGACCCCGAGGCAGAGCCCCCCACGAGAGAAAAGCGAGCCGGAGGAUCCCGAGGACGAGAUGCAGGACGACUUUCACGUGUCCGACAAACCUUUGACGUGCGCCCAAAGAACGCAGAGGCUCAGCAAACUUAUCAAGAAGCACAGGCGGAUAAUGGUGUUCAGCCCUAGAAGCGUGAAGCGAGAUCUCGUGAGUACCUUUUUUUCAAAUCCCAUCGAAAAAUCGCGUCGAAAUUGUCGCACGACUGAAAUCGUCGAUCGCAGAAAAGAUAAGAUAUAACAAAAUUUGACCAAUUAUUUAUAUUAACACUCUCUACACGCGUCGAACGAAGAAUGAACGAGUAAAUUCGAGCCAGGUGAAUAUUUCCUCCACUUUUUCGAACUGAUUUUCAAGUGCAACUCGAUUUAGGGCCGACUGUGAUCGAACACUCGGAACGGGGGAUAACCGCACCUUUGUUGAUAUUUGAUCAGGGUUGAAGAGCGGAGCGAUGCGAUGGAAAAAUAGAAAUGAAGAAUUGAUAAAGGGGGCGAUGGUGCAAUUUUCCGGAUGAUUUGUCAGAUGACUUAUCUUCAACAGCGUAGAGUAAAUUGAAGAUCAAGGAGUUGUAUAUCCACGUAGAAUUCCAAUUGGGUUAUUACGAUCUCUCCUCCUUCCAAGAUUCUAAACUCUUGAAAAUUGUGAUUAAAUUUUGAGAAAUUGAUUUUUAUAUCAUAGAUUUAUAUUGUAUUAUUCAUUUGUAAAAAA
Messenger RNA from Apis mellifera (honey bee), 2243 nucleotides. RefSeq lists its product as uncharacterized. Bases 1104 to 1778 code for a protein of 224 amino acids. The transcript has 3 exons. The record is from RefSeq and is a predicted model, not a curated record. NCBI's taxonomy places the organism in Eukaryota, Metazoa, Arthropoda, Insecta, Hymenoptera, Apidae.